Colossoma macropomum (tambaqui) is the source of this 2238-nucleotide messenger RNA. RefSeq names its product vitronectin b (gene vtnb). The transcript has 9 exons. Lineage: Eukaryota; Metazoa; Chordata; Actinopteri; Characiformes; Serrasalmidae. The coding region runs from base 142 to 1506 and encodes 454 amino acids. Gene Ontology annotation, biological process: cell adhesion mediated by integrin; cell-matrix adhesion; immune response. The record is from RefSeq and is a predicted model, not a curated record. Gene Ontology annotation, molecular function: scavenger receptor activity; polysaccharide binding; extracellular matrix binding.
AAACAAACAAUGUGGGGGACGACUUUUUGAAGCGAUCAAUAUGCUGAGCACAUCACUGUCCCAGACUGACCAUACUGAGAGAGCUCAAUAACCCAGCACACAGCACACAGUCAGAGAAAGCUGGCACAUGAGCGUCCCAACAUGAAAGCAGUCUUAUUGCUUUUACUUGGAUUAGCGACAGCGUUUGCUGCAGAGGAAACAUGUGCUGGACGUUGUCAGAAUGGCUUCGAUCCUACAAAGAAAUGUCAGUGUGACACCAUGUGCAAGUACUACGGAAGCUGCUGUCCAGAUUUUGAGACAACGUGCAAAUCUAAAAUUGCCCGAGGAGAUGUUUUUGACUUUGCUGAAGAAGAUCUGAACACUACAGCGAUCUCAACUGCAGUGAUGAAUACAACAACAGCCGCUCCCACUCCCACCCCUGCCUCCACCGUAUCUCCUGACCCAGAGGCAGUCACCUGCAGUGGACGCUCGUUUGAUGCUUUCCUGCAGCUAAAGAAUGGAUCCAUUUAUGCUUUUAGAGGUGAUUACUUCUUUGAGAUGGAUGAGCGGUCAGUGAUGCCAGGCUAUCCCAAACUCAUCAAGGAUGUGUGGGGCAUCUCUGGUCCCAUCGAUGCCGCUUUUACCCGAAUCAACUGCCAGGGAAAGACUUACAUAUUCAAGGGUAACAAGUACUGGCGUUUUGAUAAAGACGUCCUGGAUGACGAUUACCCCAGAGACAUCUCGGUGGGGUUUGAGAAGAUUCCAGAUGAUGUCGAUGCUGCAUUUGCCAUUCCUUCCCCAGGCCACCACGGAAAGGAGAAAGUGUAUUUCUUUAAAGGUGACCAGUAUUACCAGUAUGAAUUCAAGCACCAGCCAUCACAUGAAGAAUGUGUCGAAAUGACCAAGUCGUCCCCCUCCGUUCUCUUCACACGCUACACUAACCUGUACUGUGACCACGACUGGGACAGUCUGUUCACGUUGCUCUUCCAAGGCUUAGAUGGACAUCACAAAGGCCCCCGCUUUAUUGCCAAAGACUGGGUGGGCAUCAAGCCUCCGAUAGAUGCAGCAAUGGUGGGCAGGCUGUAUGAGAGCUCCAAACCCUCUACCUCAGCAACGCCCUCCACAGAUGCAGUCGUAGUUCCCAGCAGGAGGCGACCCUCCCGCAGGAGAAAACAAAAGGGCAAAGGAUCCAGGAUCCAGAGUCGCUCACUUUUCUGGGAAGAUUUCGGCUUGGAUUAUGAAGAGAGGUAUUUCGGCGCAGAAAGGCGAGGCAAAGAUCAGAGGAAAGGUCGUGGCAGACGUCCAUCUCCUGAUGACUACAGCUAUGACCUCAUAGACUACGCUGACCUGGAAAUACUGCCGGAGAAGACAAUGCCAGUGCAAAAUGUCUACUUCUUCAAAAAAGAUAAAUACUACAGAGUGGAUCUGCAGACCAAACGGGUCGACUACGCUAACCCUCCUUACCCGAGAUCCAUCGCCAAGUACUGGCUGGGAUGUAAAGAGAAGGAUUUAGCAGAGAAAAGAUAAAAUCUCUACAGAAAAUCAAGCUAGUAGACAUUGCUUUAUUAGCCUUACUUUAAUUAAGAUUUUGUUUGAACUGACCGUGUAAACACUGACAGUGAAGAACAAAUGUUGACCUAUUGCUCUCUAACUAAUAAACUUGAUACUUUGUAAUAUACAACUGAAAGCAAUAUUCCAGUAUUUCCAAAAUCUGCUGCAUCCAGUGCUGGGUUGGUACAUUUACUCAACUAGAUGUAUAUUUUCAAAGGACAGUUUACUUUUGUACUCAGUUGAUUUUAGGGUUUAACAUCUAGUUUUUAAUUUUUAUUUUUUUUCUCUUUAAAUUCAACAUUCAGUAAUGUUGGUCACUCUGUACUGCUUUUUUGUGAUCGGUCACACCUGAUGGGUGCUGACAAUGGAUUACUUAGUAGAUAAUCAGUACUUAUGAACUUCUACUCAGUUUAUUUUAUUUUUUUCUCAAGUCACUACCCACCCCUGCCUGCAUCUGUAUUGUACUAUUAAUUAGCACAGAAAGUAUUUCCAAUGCAUGUACAAGAACUCUGAGCUGAAAAUGAUGAAUAUUAUAUAGUAUAUGCACCUUAGUUGUUUACUGAGCUCAUUUACAGAGUCCAUGGUGAACUUGUAACUAUGAUAGAAAAAAAAUGCUAGUUUGACUUUUUUAAAACUGAUGUAAUGAUCAAUUAUUUCUCCGUGUGUCAAAGUUGAUCCAUUUAAUAAAGUAAAGAUAAUGGAAAAUUA